AUGGAUGACAAGAAAACAGAUGAGGGGCAGGAGGCUGCAUACCUGCAGAACACUACAGGUGCCGACGUCGACAUUGGCAUUGACGAUGCGGCUGCCAUCCCCAAGGGAGAGAUCGAUCCGGUGUAUGAGGCAAAGGCCAGGAUCCAAGACAUCGGCAUGGGGUGGUAUCAAUGGCAGCUCUUCAUCGUCGUGGGGUUCGGCUGGGCCUCUGACAACCUUUGGCCCAUCGUGACCUCGCUCAUCCUGACGCCAGUCUCGAACGAGUUCAACGCCCCUCGGCCGCCCCUGCUCAGCCUCUCGCAGAACAUAGGCCUCCUCGCCGGGGCCAUAUUCUGGGGCUUCGGGUGCGACAUCUUUGGGCGCAAGAUCGGCUUCAACGCCACCCUCGGGGCCGCCGCCGUCUGGGGGAUGAUCGCGGCGAGCUCUCCCAACUUCGCCGCCAUCGGGGUCUUCGCGGCCUUCUGGAGCUUCGGCGUCGGCGGCAACCUACCUGUAGAUAGCGCCAUCUUCUUGGAGUUCCUCCCUGGGAGCCACCAAUAUCUCCUCACCGUCCUCAGCAUCGACUGGGCCAUCGCGCAGGUGGUGGCCACGCUGAUCGCGUGGCCCUUGCUUGGUAAUCUCACAUGUCAGCAGGAUGAGGUGUGCACGCGAAGCAAGAACAUGGGGUGGCGUUAUUUUGGUCAGUAUCACUCUUCUCCUGCUACAGAUCCCCGAUCUGUAGUAGUCAUCACCAUGGGCGGCAUCACCCUGAUCAUGUUCGCCAUCAGGUUCAUAUGCUUCACGAUUUUUGAAAGCCCAAAGUACCUCAUGGGCAAGGGGCUCGACGAGGAAGCCGUCCGGAUCGUACAUGAAGUGGCCCGGCGGAACGGACGGUCGGAAGUGUGUUCCCUCACGCUCGAGGACCUGAAGGCUUGCGAGCCGGAUGGCUACGUGCCUCAGACCAGCGCCUCGACCGCCGUCAAACGACGGCUGGAAAACGUCAGCCUGAGCCGAGUGAGGCCGCUCUUCGGAACGCGGAGAAUGGCGCUCAGCACCAGCAUAAUCAUGGCCGUCUGGGCCUUCAUCGGGCUGGGAUAUCCGCUCUACAACGCCUUCCUGCCCUACAUACAGGCGACCCGGGGCGCGGAUUUCGGUGACGGCUCAACCUAUCUGACAUAUCGCAACAGUCUGAUCAUAGCGGUUUUGGGCGUGCCAGGGGCUCUUCUCGGGGGUCUCCUGGUCGAGUUGCCCAAAUUCGGCCGCAAGGGCGCCCUCAGCCUGAGCACAGUCCUCACGGGGGUCUUCUUGUAUGGGAGCACCACGGCGCUGAGCUCGAACACGCUUCUUGCGUGGAACUGCGUUUGGAACUUUGCGAGCAACAUCAUGUAUGCCGUCCUUUAUGGGUUCACCCCGGAACUAUUCCCAACACCGCAGAGAGGCACGGGCAAUGCCUUGACUGCCACCAGCAACCGUAUAUUUGGGAUCAUGGCGCCAAUUAUCGCCAUGUUUGCUAAUCUGGAGACUGCGGCGCCGGUGUAUACGAGUGGCGCGUUGUUUAUUGCGGCAGGCUUGCUGGUGUUGGUGCUUCCGUUCGAGUCUCGAGGCAAGGCGGCACUAUGA
Molecule: messenger RNA, 1599 nt
Organism: Diaporthe citri
Lineage: Eukaryota; Fungi; Ascomycota; Sordariomycetes; Diaporthales; Diaporthaceae
Exons: 3
Coding region: 1-1599 (532 amino acids)
Molecular function (GO): transmembrane transporter activity
Source: RefSeq, a predicted model, not a curated record